Molecule: messenger RNA, 1296 nt
Organism: Aspergillus lentulus
Lineage: Eukaryota; Fungi; Ascomycota; Eurotiomycetes; Eurotiales; Aspergillaceae
Gene: gliM
Product: O-methyltransferase gliM
Molecular function (GO): protein dimerization activity; O-methyltransferase activity
Source: RefSeq, a predicted model, not a curated record
AUGGCGCCCGGUCCACUAGAGAACGACACCCGGAACGGCAAUGCUACGCCGCGCAAGGAAUUGAAAGCCAUCGUCAACGAGCUGCGCGAGCUACAGGCACAUGUGCAGCGUAUCCAAUCCGCUAUCGAGACCCCCGAGGUUCAGUCCUGGCUGAAUGAGCAGCUGCAUCAUCCGGACCAGCUCCCCGACAAGGAGCUGGAGCAGCGCGCGUUGGAUCUGGUGGACAGUAUGGACAAGCUUCAACUGCAGCUCGUUCCGUCCGUCUCCUUGUUGACUGAUGGCUUCUUCGGAUAUCUCAACAGCAAGGCGCUCUGGACCGUCGUCGAAGCCCAAGUGGCAGACCGGCUGGCGGAAAAUGGUCCUCAGCCGGUAUCAACCCUCGGUCUGCGCUGCGGCAUCCAGCCCGAGCGGCUUGCCCAGCUGCUGGACACACUCGUCAACAAUGGCAUCUUCGCCUACAACGCCGCCGACGAUACCUACAGCAACAAUCGUGCAUCCCUCCUUCUGUGCCACGACCACUGGGCCCAGUGGCACCUCUGGGCCGAUCUAUAUCCAAACGAGUUCUUCGACGUCAGCCGCGCCAUGCCCCAGGCCGUCAAACUAGGCGAGAGCCGCACCGCCGCCCAGAUCGCCUAUGGCACCGAACUCGACCUCUUCGAGUACCUCGCCAAAGAGCAGAAACUGGCCAAGUUCCAGAAGACCCUGGGCGCCGGCGCCGUAGCGCAAGCCCGCGGCCUGACCGUCGACUAUCCCUGGGAGGAGAUCGGCUCCGAGCCCAUCUUGGACAUCGGCGGCGGGUCCGGCGCAUUCCUGGCGUCACUGCUGCGAGCGCAUCCCAAUCUCCAGGGAAGUCUCAUGGAUAUCAAGUCUGUCAUUGAGCUAGUCACGCCUGAAUUCCGAGAACCGCACGGGCGGUUUAGCGAUAUCGGGUCGCGCGUGCAGCAGCUCGUUGUCGGCGAUUUCACGAAGCAGAUCCCGCCGUCCGCGGUGUAUACCAUGAAAUGGUGUCUGCAUGACUGGGUUGAUGACGACGUGCUCACUAUCCUGAAGAAUGUGCGCCGGAGUAUUGUGCCGUCGCCUGUCAGUCGCUUCUUGGUCGUCGAGUCGAUCAAGUCGCCUGGUCGAUCGGGUCGUCUGCCUCGCUAUGGCGAUCUGAUCAUGAUGAUUACCUGCAAUGGUAAGGAGCGGUCCCUUGAGGACUGGAAGCGGCUGGGUGAGUUGGCCGGUUGGAGGAUUGACCAGGUGCAUCGGGUGCGUCGCGCCUGGCCUUGUAUCAUCGACUUUCGGCCUAUGUGA